Molecule: messenger RNA, 9250 nt
Organism: Antechinus flavipes (yellow-footed antechinus)
Lineage: Eukaryota; Metazoa; Chordata; Mammalia; Dasyuromorphia; Dasyuridae
Gene: PLA2R1
Product: phospholipase A2 receptor 1
Exons: 31
Molecular function (GO): signaling receptor activity
Source: RefSeq, a predicted model, not a curated record
GAGGGUGUCUAGGUUGAAGGAACAGGGAAGGGAAGGGAAGGGAAGGGAAUAUAAGUGCGAGAGAGAGAGUGGCGAAGAGAGAACAGAAAAAGUCGGAGUAAGUUAGUUGUCUGCCCAGCUAUCACUGCUCCGUGGGGGGCUCGCCUCCCCGCUCUUUUGGAGGUGUAUUCCAUUCGUGGCUCAGCCAGGGUAUAGGAAGUGGAGGGAGGAGCCGGUACGAUGUGGGGGGAGCGGAAUCACCCCUGGUUAGCGUUGCCACCGCUAUUGUCCGCGCUGUUGCUGCUGUUGCAGGGGCAAGGUUAUAGCUGCCUCGACGAUUCCUUAACGCUGACUGAGGAGCGGAUCAGCCAGUUGUUAGGCAAAGGAAUAUUCAUUAUCCAAAAUGAAGACCUUAUGACAUGCAUCCAAGCAAAUAAAUUUGGAUUGGUCCUAGAGAAUUGUAAACAACCAACUCCAUCUAUGUUAUGGAAAUGGGUUUCCAAACGCCAUUUGUAUAACAUAAACACCAACACAUGCCUAGGAUUAAACCUCAGUGCCCCAGAGCAACCACUGGGUCUCUUUGAAUGUGAUUCUACUCAUUUUUCCAUGUGGUGGCGUUGUUACAGAAAGGCAGUAAUUGGCCCUUAUCAACAUAUGCUAGAGGUAAAGAACAGGAAACUGGUGGUGACUACAAGACAGUCUUCCCAGAAAUGGAUACAGUACAUGUCAGGGGGUGAUAAUGUCUGUGAACAUCCUUUUCAAGAAUUAUACACAGUUAAAGGAAAUUCCCAUGGAAUGCCAUGUGUGUUUCCCUUCCAAUAUAAUGGCCAAUGGCAUUAUGAAUGUACCCGAGAAGGCAGAGAAGAUGGACAGCUGUGGUGUGCCACAACAAGCCGAUAUGAAAAAGAUGAAAAGUGGGGAUUCUGCCCGGAUCCAACUUCCACAGCAAUAAGUUGUGAAGUUUUCUGGGAGAAGGAUCCUAGCAUGCAUAUUUGCUACCAAUUCAAUCUCUUUUCUAUCCUGUCUUGGAGUGAGGCCCAUUCUUCAUGCAAGAUGCAAGGAGGUGAUUUACUAAGUAUCAUGGAUGGUUCAGAAGAAAAUUUUAUAAGACAACAUUUAAGUACUAAAGCAGUUGAUGUGUGGAUAGGUCUGAAUCAACUGGAUGCAACUUCUGGCUGGCAGUGGUCAGAUGGAACUCCGCUCACCUACCUAAACUGGAGUCCAGAUGUAAAAUUUGACCCAUUUCUUGAACAUCACUGUGGAACAUUUAAUUCUUUGAUGACACAGUCCUGGCGAAGUCAUGAAUGUGAAUCAGGGUUGCCUUAUGUAUGUAAAAAAUAUUUGAACCAUACUCAACAUAAAAUAUUUGAUACUUGGAAAUAUUACCCUACCCACUGUGAGCCAGGUUGGAAUCCUUAUAAUCACAAUUGUUACCAGCUUCAGAAAGAAAGAAAACCCUGGAAGACUGCCCUGCAUUCUUGUCAGUCCAGUAACAGUGAACUAAUCAACAUAGCUUCAUUAGCAGAGAUGGAGUUUUUCAUAACACUUCUUAGAGAUGAAAAUGUAUCUGAAACGUGGAUUGGAAUGAGUAGCCCAAGCAAUCCAGUUUUCUUUGAAUGGUCCAAUGGCUCAUCAGUCACUUUUACUAACUGGCACACCCAAGAGCCCAAUAUUUUCCUCAACAGCAGCCAAUUCUGCGUUUCAGCUCAGCAAUCUGAGGGUUGGUGGAAAGUUAAAAACUGUGAAGAAAAAAUUUCAUUUAUUUGUAAAAAAACAGGAUAUGCCCUUUCUGAAAUUAAAUCAUACUGUCAUGAGGGAUGGGAAAGACAUGGUGGAUUUUGUUACAAAAUUGACACAAUCCGUCGAAGUUUUGAACAUGCAUCCAGUGGCUAUUACUGUCCUCCUUCACUUGUAACAGUUACCAACAGGUUUGAACAGGCUUUUAUUACCAGUUUGAUCAGUAGUGUGGUGAAAACGGAGGACAGUUAUUUUUGGAUAGCUCUUCAAGACCAAAAUGUUACUGGAGAAUACACUUGGAAAACAGCAGAGCAAAAGGAUGAGCCAGUACAAUUCACAAACUGGAACAAAUAUCAACCAAGCUACAGUGGAGGCUGUGUAGUUAUUCGGGGAAGGAAUCCCCCUGGUUUCUGGGAAGUCAAAGACUGCAAGAAAUUUAAAGCAAUGUCCCUGUGCAAGCAACCAGUGACAGUACAGAAAGAGACUGAGCAUGAAGAGAGAUGGCCUUUUCAUCCUUGCUUAUUGGGAUGGGAAUCAAAACCCAGUCUCACCAGUUGCUACAAGGUAUUCCAUAGUGAGAAAGUGUUGAUGAAAAGAACAUGGAGAGAAGCUGAAGCAUUUUGUGAGGAUUUUGGAGCACAUCUUGCAAGCUUUUCUCAUAUCGAGGAAGAGAAUUUUGUAAAUGAGCUUUUACUCACAAAAUUUAAUUGGACAGAAGAAAGGCAGUUCUGGAUUGGAUUUAAUAAAAGAAACCCAUUAUCUGAAGGGUCAUGGGAAUGGUCUGAUGGAACUCCAGUUAUCGCUUCAUUUUUAGAAAAUACUUAUUUGGGAGAAGAUGCGAGAAAUUGUGCUGUGUACUUGGCAAACAAAACUUUGUUGCCCCUGAUGUGUGGUUCCAAACGGGAAUGGAUAUGUAAAAUACCAAGAGAUGUUAAGCCAAAGAUCCCAAAUUGGUACAAGCAUGAUGAACCAUGGCUUUUUCAUCAAGGGACUGAAUACCUUUUUCAUAGUGAUCCUUCUGAGUGGAUGAGUUUUGAGUUUGUCUGUGGUUGGCUCCGCAGUGAUAUACUCACCAUUCAUUCUGCACUUGAACAAGAAUUUAUCCACAGCAGAAUAAAAAUGCUAUCAAAGAAUAAUAAAAAUUGGUGGAUUGGCCUCCGUGAAGAAAGACCUAAUGAUGGAUUUCACUGGAGAGAUGGCUCACCAUUAAUAUACCAGAACUGGGAUAAUAAAGGAGAAAGAUCUGUGAAUAAUCAAAGUCAGAGGUGUGGCUUCAUCUCAUCCCAAACAGGACUCUGGAGUAAUGAAGAUUGCUCUGUUCCUAUGUCCAGUAUUUGUAAGCGUAAAAAAAUUUGGGUUAUAGAGAAAGAGAGAGAUGUACCAAAACAAUAUGGAUUAUGUCCCAAAGGAUGGCUGUAUUUUGACUAUAAGCAUUUCAGAGAGCCCACAAAACUCCUCUUUAAUGGUACAAAACAUUCCAAUGGAAAUCCUUUACAAAAGCAACUUGACUAGCAUUCAUCCAGAAAGAAAAGUGUUAAGUGCUUCCUAAUGGAAACACCAAAGGAUCCGAAGUACCAGAGGACUUGGAAGAGUGCUCAGAAUUUCUGUGCUGAAGAGAAUGCAACACUUGCCUCCAUUCAAAAUGAAGUAGAACAAGCUUUCAUUACAAUGAAUCUUUUUGGACAGAAGGUUAACGUUUGGAUAGGUUUGCAGAGUGAUGAUUAUGAAAAAUGGUUAAAUGGAGAGCCUGUAAUAUAUUCUAACUGGUCUCCAGUUGAGAUAAUAAAUAGUAAGAGCCAUAACUCUACAAAUAUUCAAGAACAAGUUCCUCUCUGUGCUUUGUUAUCAAGUAACCCUAAUUUUCAUUUUACUGGAAAAUGGUAUUUAGAAGAUUGUGGGAAAAAAAGUUUUGGAUUUGUCUGUGAAAAAACACAAGAUGCUUCUGGACAUUAUAUAAAUGAAUCCAAUAUGUAUCCUAUUCCAGAAACAUUAGAAUAUGGAAAUAAAACUUAUAAAAUAAUUGGUGCCAAUAUGACCUGGUAUACUGCAUUAAAAGCCUGUAUGGAGAAUGGAGCAGAAUUAGUCAGUAUUACAGACCAAUUUGACCAAUCCUUUCUCACUGUCAUCAUCAACAGACUAGGACAUGCCCACUGGAUUGGACUUUUUACCUCAGACAAUGGUCUUAAUUUUGAGUGGUCAGAUGGUACCAAGCCCUACUUCACUUAUUGGGAAGAAGAAUCAUCAUCAUCUGUGGGUGAUUGUACAUUCGUGGCUAUUAAUGGACGUUGGAGGCGUACAGACUGUGAAACACUUCUGCAAGGAGCAAUCUGUCAUGUAAAGGAAAUAAAACAAUUAGAAUACCCAAAGUUAUGCAGAGAAACAUCGAUCCCCUGGAUAAAAUUUAAAAAUAAUUGCUACAGUUUUUCUACAGUCUUAAACAGCACAAAUUUUGAUACUGCACAGGAGUUUUGCAGAAAGAAAGGAGCUAAUCUUUUAACAAUUAAGGAUGAGGCUGAAAAUGCAUAUCUUCUAAAAGAGCUCUUUGCAUUUAGUUCUUCUAUCCUGAUGAUCUGGUUGAAUGCUCAAUUUGAUAAUAAGAGUGGCACUCCCACAUGGUUUGAUGGUAGUCCCAUUGAACAUUCAAACUGGGGCAUAAGAGAGCCAGAAUCCAAUCUUUUCAAGGCUGAUCUUUGUUUUGCUUUGAGGACCACAGAUGGUGUGUGGCAAUUAUUGCCUUGUAGAGAAAAAAACGGAUUUAUAUGUAAAAUGGAGACAGAUAUUAAUAAUAUGAAAACUGGAGAAGCUCCCAACCACAGCCUUAUCCCUCUUACAGUAGCUGUGAUCUUAGUUACCAUCUUUGGCAUUUCCACAUUCUUCUACUGCCUCUACAAGCAGAAUGGUGGUUUCUUCAGAAGGCUCAUCACUUGGAGUAGUGCUCCUUACACAUCAACAAACUUAAGGUUACCUGUAGAAGAAAGCAUCCUCAUUUCAGAUCUGGAGAGAAAUGAUUAAUAAAAAAUAUCGAAACCAAAGGAUCACAGUGACUAUAUUAAACUUUUUAAAGGAAUGGAUCUUAAGAAGCUCUAGAUUGUAUUUUAUUUUAUAACCUUGAUGUUACAGUAAUAUAAAUUUUAUUUUAAAAAACAACUUAAUCAUUCCCUGCAUAAUGACUAUUUGAAUUACAACCUGUUAGCCUGGUUUUAUUUUAGUGUUUCUGCCAAAAUUUUUUAUAAAGAAAAGGGUAUGUAGGAGAAGGUGAAUAAGAUUAAAUAAUAAUUAUCAUUCAGAAAGGUAAGAAAUAACUAAAAGAAUGUCCACUAGGUAAAGAAACCUCUUAUUUGAGAAGGGCUUAAAAUCCCCUAUUUUCAAAAUUCAUAAAAGUUCACAAGAUUGCCAGGCUAACAGAGUAAUGUUAUUUGCAAUGCAAUACAUUUAUUUCCAUUGAAAUACAAUUAUUGAAUCUGAAAUUUUUAAAUCAGCUUGUGACCACAUGUUCUUUUGUUCACUCCCACCCCACCUCAAACUAAAUAAAUUCAUUAGGAGGAAGAAGAAAACAUGUUUUAGAUAGUUUAUAAAGGUUAAUAAAGUUACCCAGCCAAAUCACUGGUGAUAUUUAUUUAUUUAUGACUAGCUCUAAUAUUUUUCAGAAAAUAGAAGAAGGAACUUCAAAUAGCACAUGAGAGAACAGUGUGGUACACUAGAAACACAGAUUAGCUUGGAACUAAGAAGAUGCAAGUUUCAAUUCUGGCAUAGCCAUUUUGGUGUAGCACACAAGCCUAUGGUUGUGGUCAAUUUACUUCAGGUCUCUGGGCCUUAUUUUAGGGUGUUGGAGUGGAUAAAUGCUAAGAUCCUUUCCAAGGCUCUUGUGGCCUAGAUCCUAAUACUGCUUAUCAUCUGAUAUUUCUGUUUUACAAGCCAACCUUUUUGAAGACAUACAAUGUGACCUGAAACUAUAAGAUUGUGCUUCUCAGUAAGCUGAAUUAAAAAUUCCCAUUAUUCCAAAUCUUUCUACUAUACCACAAUGAGCUUUACUCUUCUAAAUGUAAGCAUAGGUGGCCAUUACCUAUUUGUGACUUAUAAAGAUAAGUGGCUUAAAUUAACCAGAUGGUAAAUAAAGACCAUUUAACAAAAUGUCAUGUGAAGUUAAAGUUCUGUAUUUCUAAGUGGUCUUGGUAAAAAAAAAACUGCUAAUGAAUUAGUCUUCUAGUCAAGAGAUAUUGAAAUAGAACUGUCACAUAUAAUGACACUACUGAUUAAAUAUGUCAUUAGCCAAACAUUUUUUGGAGUAAGAUGAAUUCACCAAUUUCCCAAAGCUCUGUAAUUAGACAUAGAGGGCUACAUUUUUAAGUGUCUAGGCAUAUGGACAGUUAAUGCAAUCCUUCCUACUGCCAAAAUUUCUGAAAUGAGCAAAUCUAUGAAAUAAAGUACUAUAAUUCUAUGCUUUAUAUAGAUGCACACAUUUUCACUUGUAGACAUAUCUACAUUUAAUUUUUAUCUGAAAUAAGCUUUAUAGUUUUCAUAAGUUAUCAAAUACAGCAGGAAAAACCUAUUGAACAAUCUUACUAAGGAACCAUGGAUGCAUUAGCUACUGAAGUACCUUGUUAGAACCUUGAUCUUUUUCAGUCUUAACUCUAGAACUCUAUUAAAUAAUGGAUAGAAUGUGAGGUUUGCUUCUGGAAGAUCUGUUUGAGUUCAGCUUUUGAUGAACCUCGAGCAAAAACUCACUUAUCUUCAUUGGGUCUCAGGCAACACUCUUGGACUUGAUGAGGAUGUCAUUUGCAUUGGUGGACAGAAUCCUGUACUUAGAACUGAUUAACUAAAAAUUAAGACUUUAGAGAAUUAUGAAAGAUGAUUUAAAGAGUCAAUCUACACAUUCUGAAACAUUAAGCUAUUGAACAUUACCUAGAUGGUAGCAUUUAGUUUCUGUCCUAUAUCAUAUAAUUUAAAAUGCUAGAUAAAGCAGGUUGAAAAAUCCCUUUUCAUGUGAGAAGGUAAAUUUGACCUUUUUUGGUCUCAGGGCAGCAGUAUAGAUACUGUUUUCUCAUUUUGAACCUUACAGCAUAAAGUGUCACUUUAAAUAACUAGAAAAAUAUUGUUACCACUCUGCUUUAAUUAAAAUCAUUUCAUAUCAGUAUUAUUUAUAAUGAGUUCAUGGUCAUCUCCUGCAUGAAUUGGAAAUUACAAAUAAAAGAUCUGACUGUUGAACCACAGUAAGACAUAAUAACAUUUUCUUAACCUUUUGCCAAGAAUUUGAGGUUAAAAGAUGAUUUGUGACAUGGAUUGGGAGGGCAGCAUGUUGUACAAAGGACCAUAUGUCUCUCUUCUUAUUCCUAGUUGCCAAAACAGAAGGAAUAUGACUAUUAGAAUUCAUUUCGGAAAUUAAAAAUUUUUUCUUUGAUCAAGUGAGAUUUGUUUCUCUAGAGCUUAAAGAAACUGAAACACUUAGAUGAUCCAGAACAGCCAUAAUUACUUGUGUAAUAAUAAAUCAUUAAUUGAUGAUUUGGUAGACCACAUAAAAUCAACUUAAAAUUUCAUAUUCCUUCAGGCAAUAAUAUUAACAUGAAAUAGUUUCAUGUGAUGUCUCAAGGUUUUUUGAAUUCAACUAAAGAGCACAAAUUUAGGGAGAAGGUGAAUAUUUUAACACUAGUUUAUUCCAUAUGUGUGCACUCUAGGUGUCCCUUUGUGAGUCAUUGCUAUUAUUUCUUGUUGCAUGAAGAUUUUAAGAGACAAGCCAGUAAAUGUUAUACACCACUAAAUCAGUAAUAUGAAUGAUAUAUGGAUAAUGUGUAUUCUCUGAAUGUGACUAUACAUAUAAUUUGCUCAUAUACAGAAAAGGUCUAAUGAAUUCUAAUUGGGAGAAAGAAUUGAAAUUAAAAAAAGCCCUCUUUAAGCCAGUGACCUUCUUUACUAAAAGCUAAUUAACACAAGUACUUGCUGCUUGCAGAGCACUUCUGCUACAAUUUAGAUCAAAUUAAGGGGGGUGGUGGAAAUCAUUUGAGUGGUGUUUUCUUCGAACUCUGAAGAGGCUAUGAUGGACUGCAGUUAACUCAUUUAAAGCAGCAUCAUCCAUUUUUUGUAAUUGCAAGUAGCAGCAACUUUGAAUUUAUUCUUUGGGGUUUUCUUAAACUUACCUAUGAAAUGUUAUCUCUUAUUUAUUUUUUUUUCUAUAUUUCUAUUUGGAAAAGAAAGUGGAAUAUUUUAUUUAAAAGAUAGAAAAUACCCUGAGUUGCUGGAGUUUUUUUUUUUUUUUUUUUUCCCUCCGCUAAGGGAAAAAAGUAUCUUUUUUUUCCCUUAACUACAUAUAGGGAUCCUCAAACUUUUUAAAUAGGGGGCCAGUUCACUGUCCCUCAGACUGUUGCAGGGCCGACUAUAGUAAAAACAAAAACUUUGUUUUGUGGGCCUUUAAAUAAAGAAACUUCAUAGCCCUGGGUGAAGGGGAUAAUCGUCCUCAGCUGCCGCAUCUGGCCUGCAGGCCGUAGUUUGAAGACCCCUGCUAGAGGCAACAUGAGGUAAUGGAUAAAAUGCCAAGUUUGCUUCAGGAAGAUCUUGAUUCAGCUUCUGCUUCUUGUAUAUAUACUAAUCCUGGAAAAGGAAGAUAAUCUCCUAGGAUUUAUUUACAUAGACAAGCUGCCAUCUAUAUUGGUGGAAGUGUUGUGAGUUGGGAUCUUGGUUUAACAGUUAAUUCAGUUUACUUAAUUAACCCUCCACACACACAUUCCUACAAUACUAGCUUACCAGCAAACAAGGAAGUUUUAGUGCUGAUGGAAGGCAAUUUGUUCCUAGGUAGAUUGAUUUGGGACUCAGCUGUAGGCACUUUGGCCAAAAAAAAGUACCUAAAGAGUUUUGGGGACACUGGUGUGGAGUAUAUCUGAAACUCCCCAGGGAGCUUUCAUCAAUGCUGUUUUCUAUUUCCUUUUCCCUAGCUUAUAUCUGUUCUUAUCUUUCCAAACUACUUUUAACCAUCCUGGGAACUGUUUUUAUCAGAAUGACACAUCAGAUGCUGGAAACAUAAUAAAGUGUGACAGAAAGGAAUUCCCAAACUUGAGUUCCCUGUGCUAAUAAAAGCAGUUCUUUCCCAUCAUCAUACUUUUUUCAGGAAAUAAAAAAAUAAUCUUUUAUUUAAUUUAACUUCUUCCUUGUGUCCCCUCUUCAUCUCUGCCUUGUUCCCUGAAAUAGGCAUAAUAUGAAAUAAAAGAGAAGUGCCUAAACCUGAAAUAGGCAUAAUAUGAAAUAAAAGAGAAGUGCCUAAAGUGAAAAUAAAACAAAAUAUUUUGAGGAGGUGAUUUUGGGGGUGGGUAUAUAAAUGAUAUGUUUUUUCCCCUUUGUGAUAGAAUUCCCUAUUGACUAAAAGCAACAAAUAGGUGACAAUGGCUCUGUGAAAUAGUUUAAGUUCCAUAAAAUCUGUCAGUUCAUAUUAUUCUUUUUGGCUCUGUAAGGGGCAGGGAAUUUGGGAGCACAUAGAUUUUAUCUUUAAGUGUUUUUCAGCAAACAUGUAUUGAAUCAACUAUGGAAAUCUAUUAAAGGAUCGACUUUU